UCUUCCCCUCCCUCUCUCUCUUCCCCCCCUCCUACAGACAGUGUAGUGGAGGAUGGGGAGUUAUCAACAGUGUGUUAUAGACCAGAGGGGUUGGACCAGCUACUACAACAGACUAAGUUCACCAGGAGAGAACUACAGAUCCUCUACAGGGGCUUCAAGAAUGAAUGUCCUAGUGGUGUGGUGGAUGAAGAGACAUUCAAGUUAAUCUACUCCCAGUUCUUUCCUCAGGGAGACUCCAGCACCUACGCUCAUUUUCUGUUCGAAGCGUUUGACACCCACAAGAAUGGUUCUGUGAGCUUCGAAGACUUCGUCACAGGCCUGUCAAUCAUCCUGAGAGGCUCUGUCACAGAGAAACUCAACUGGGCUUUUAACCUCUACGACCUCAACAAAGAUGGCUUCAUCACCAAAGAGGAGAUGACUGAUAUAAUGAGCUCUAUCUAUGAUAUGAUGGGGACGUGCACGUACCCCUGUAUGCAGAACGACGCCCCCAAGGAGCACGUCGACAUCUUCUUCCAGAAAAUGGACAAGAACAAAGAUGGCGUGGUCACCAUUGAGGAAUUUCUGGAGUCUUGUCAAAAGGAUGAGAACAUCAUGCAGUCCAUGCAUCUGUUUGACAACGUCAUUUAGUGAUACUUCCUGUGGGUGUGGCCUAAAGGACAGGGUUCCCAUAUUUAGCCCCACAGCCUCCACCCCUAGCUCCCCUCUAUCCCCAAACACAGACUCAUUAAGGCUGUCAGGGGGGUAAAAGGUACCCCUCCAUGGAUCUCCACUCUCCCAUCCAUCCCUAGGCCCUAGACCCCCCCUACCCCUACCUGGGAAGAUCAGACAACAGUUAGGUGGGCAAUAGGUACACCUCCAUGGGUCUCCACUCUCUCAUCCACCUCUAGCCCAUCUCUGCUCCCCAAAAGAGACACCCCUACCUGGGAUGGUCAGACAACAGUUAGGGACUCAAGAGCCACGAUGUAUUGGACACCAUAGCACUCAUUCUAUAUGACAUCACAUUCACACUAUGCAAUAAUGUCCUUUAUUCUCUAUUACUAGUUGGACAAAAUGGUGGACUCAAAAGGCUUUAAAUCAGGCAAUAAUCUCACCGCCUGGUCUGAACUUGUUAACUGUGAGAUAUAUUAUUAUCAGUCAACGAACGUUGCAGAAUGUUCCAUCUCUCAAUGUUCUGGAAUGGAAUCCCCUGGCUGACGGAAUUACCCACAACCCUCCAAACAUCCAUAUUGUGUCCUAUUCACCUCAUUAUCUAUGGAAAUCUGGGCGGGGUCUGUUUAUGUUUUUUUGUGGGUGACUUCUGGUUAAGUACUUCCGGCCAAUAGUUGGGAGCUAGUUAACUAACUCAGUAUCGCUUCUCACAACUUUACAAACAUAAAAUGGUCAUUUUAUGUUGGGUAAGGGGUUGCCACGGUAAUUGGCAGAAAUGGAAGCUGUUCAUGGAGCAGGAGUGUUUGACCACCAAACUUUUUUGAGGAGCAGUGCAGUUGUGAGGCGCCUUUUGAUUUGCAGCCACCUCCUAAGGACGAGGAGUCUCUUCAGCUUUGGCUCAAAGCAUUGAAAAGAUGCUGUAAAGAGGUCAAUGGAACUCGACCAAAACAAUCGAAUUGCCAUGGAAACGCUUGAGGGAAAGAUCCCAAAUCUCCUCAUUGCCCCCCCAGCAAAAUGAACCUAUAUUUAGGCUUUUAUUUACAGUAUAGAGUAUGUGUACUAUGUUGUGGUAAAAAUCAGAGUUUAACGCUUGUAUGGAUGUCAACCAUUGGAGGUUGGUGGCACCUUAGUUGGGGAGGACGGGCUCGUGGUAAUGGCUGAAGAGGUAUAGUUGGAAUGGUAUCAAAUGCAUCAAACACAUGGUUUCCAUGUGAUUGAUGCCAUUCCAAUUGCUCCAUUCCAGCCUUUAUUAUGAGCCGUCCUCCCCUCAGCAGCCUCCUGUGAUGUCAACCCCAAUGUUCAGGUCAUUGUCACCAACUAACUACAUUACAGUUAAAAACUACUUUGACUACACCACUGAUUUCUGUAUGCUAGCUAUGCUACCAGCUUAUAUGAAGGUGAGUUAGCAUUUAUCAGUCACUCCUUCUAAACCUGAAAAGGGACAACUUCUAAAUUAUGCAGCAAAGACAGCCAAAUAUAUUCAAAUCAAACUUUAGUUGCCACAUUGUGGGCCUGUUUACAAUACAUAAAUCACGGCGGAUUGAUGAAUAUCCACUUUGUUAUAUCAGAUAUGUUUAAUGUGCACCAAUCCGGCGUCCCUCUUAUAUCCCCCACGGUCUGUGUUCCAUUGACCUCUUUACAGCAUCUAUAGUGUAUGCAUGAUGUGUUUAAAAAUGACAAUAAGUAAUAUUUAAUGUAACUGGUUGUGUGUGUACUGUAGGUGCUGGACAUUGCUCCUUCUGAAGGUGUCUGUGUAUAUUUUGUACUGACAUGAUGAUAUGAUGAUGGAAGUGAAUAAACCACUAUUGCUAUGCAAACCAAUGUAAAUGUUUUAUUUGUAGUUACUGUAUGUACAGUACAAAAGGUGUGAUUUUGAAAGCUACUUUGAAGUUACUGUUCUAACAAGGUGAAAACAAUGACAAUGAAGUUUAAUCUGAACAGUUUAUUAAACACAAUCCACACUU
Salmo salar (Atlantic salmon) is the source of this 2612-nucleotide messenger RNA. Its product is annotated as A-type potassium channel modulatory protein KCNIP2. Gene Ontology annotation, molecular function: potassium channel regulator activity; calcium ion binding. Gene Ontology annotation, cellular component: voltage-gated potassium channel complex. Lineage: Eukaryota; Metazoa; Chordata; Actinopteri; Salmoniformes; Salmonidae. Gene Ontology annotation, biological process: regulation of potassium ion transmembrane transport. The record is from RefSeq and is a predicted model, not a curated record.